UUGCUAUGUCUAUUGUUCAGAGUUACUUCCCCUUUUCAACUUCAUAAACAAUAUGGCGUUGCUUCUAUUACACAUUACAGCAAGGAUAAGACUUUUUAGGCGACUAAGGAAACAGUAGUACUAGAUCUAGAUCUCUCAGACGCGAGGGCUUAAAAUUAUUAAAUCUUCAACAUGUAUCAUUUAAAAAAUUAGUCUACUAUUGAGUAUUACCUAUUAGAUUUUUUUCACUUCUAAAUCAACUCAAGCUAACUUAUUUAUAAUUAUAUUAAUAAAAUAUUACAUUCUAGAUCUAGAUUUUAGAUCUAUUUAUUCUAUUAUAAUCUAUUAAAAUUAAAUCUAGGUCUAGAUCUAGAUCUAUAUUUAUGAUGGGUGCAGUGGAUGACCAGAGACUUUCUGUGUGUCUUGUCCUGCUCUUGAGUACUCCACAGCACUGUGCUGGUACUUGCCAUUCUGUCCGAUUAGUCUAGUUUUGUGACGUUACGCACAGGCCGCCAAGUCCAGACUUCACAUGCUAGGUUUGACAGAACCUCAGUGUACUGAGUGCCAUGAACACGUCAGAUACCCUUUACCUGGUUUAGCCGGCCAGUCAAAGCCCUUUCCGGGGUGUGGCCGCUGCGCAUGCUACAGCUUCUGGGAGCCACAGGGAUAUUUAUUAAAUUAGGUGGAAGCACCAAACCAAAAGACUCUAAUGGCUGAUAUGGAAUGUGAUUUUACUCUUCAUCUCAAGUAUGAAAUGAAACAAGAGAAAGAAGAAAUAGAUCAACAAAAUUUUAUAGAAUUUCCAUGUGAAAAACUAGAACAAGCGUCACAAAUAAAAAUUGAGAAGACUGAAUGGGAUAUAGUAGGUCUAAAGACAGAGUCAUCUAAGAACCAUGGAGAAUUUUCUCAAGUUCAAGAAAUGAAAGAAAUUAAUUUACAAAAGGAAGUGGAACCUUCAAAUAUCAAUCAGUUUGUUAAAUCUUGGCAUUUAGAAGAACCUAAGAAAGCUCAUAUUGGUAAAAAGCCAUUCAAGUGUCUAGUUUGUCAGAAAGAAUUGUCUUUUUAUUCAGGUAUUAGAGAACAUUUGUUGCUUCACACUGUUGAAAAACUAUUAAAAUAUAAAUGUGACAUGUGUCAGAAAAAGUUUUCUAGAUUUUCACUUAUCCAAAGUCAUAUUCCUGUGCAUACUGGGGAAAAAUCAUUUAAAUGUCAAAUAUGUCUCAAAACAUUUACUUUAUUUACCAAUUUAAAAAAACACUUAUUAAAUCAUGCUGUUGAAAAACCAUUUAAAUGUCACAUAUGUCAAAAAGGUUUUAUUACCUCUUCAUACUUAAAAAGACACUUUCUUGUGCAUACAGGUGAAAAACCAUUUAAAUGUAAAAUAUGCCAUAAAGAAUAUACAAAUUCUGCACAUUUAAAAAUACACCAAAUAGCUCAUACAGGUGAAAAACCAUUUAAAUGUCACAUAUGUCAAAAAGGUUUUAUUACCUCUUCAUACUUAAAAAGACACUUUCAUGUGCAUACUGGUGAAAAACCAUUUAAAUGUCACAUAUGUCAAAAAGGUUUUAUUACCUCUUCAUACUUAAAAAGACACUUUCGUGUGCAUACUGGUGAAAAACCAUUUAAAUGUCACAUAUGUCAAAAAGGUUUUAUUACCUCUUCAGACUUAAAAAGACACUUUCUUGUGCAUACUGGUGAAAAAACAUUUAAAUGUCAAAUAUGUCUCAAAACAUUUUCUUCAUCUGCCUAUUUAAAAAAUCACCAAUUAAAUCAUGCUGCUGAAAAACCUUUUAAAUGUCAUAUAUGUCAAAAAGGUUUUGCUUCCACUUCAAGACUAAAAGCACAUCACAUUGUUCAUUUGAGUGAAAAACCAUUUAAAUGUCAUAUAUGUCAAAAAGGUUUUGCUUCCACUUCAAGACUUAAAGCACACCACAAUGUUCAUUCGAGUGAAAAAAACAUUUAAAUGUGAAAUAUGUUUUAAAGAAUACGCUAAUUCUUCAUAUUUUAAAAUACACCAAUUAGCUCAUACAGGUGAAAGACCAUUUAAAUGUCAUAUGUCAAAAAGGUUCCUCUUCUUCUUCGAGCCUAAAAAUAUACCACAUUUUUCAUACAGGGGAAAAACCAUUCAAAUGUCAUAUAUGUCAAAAAGUAUUUGCCACCUCUGGAAAUUUAAAAUUACACCAGUUUAUUCAUUCAAGGGAAAAACAAUUUAAAUGUCAAAUAUGUGUUAAAAGACCUGCAAGUUACUCUAAUUUAAAUAGACACCACUUUAUUCAUACUGGAGAAAAGCCAUUCAAAUGUCAAAUAUGUCAAAAAGUAUUUACUACAUCUGCCUAUUUAAAAAGUCACCUCUUAAUCCAUACAGU
Biomphalaria glabrata is the source of this 2345-nucleotide messenger RNA. Its product is annotated as gastrula zinc finger protein xLCGF3.1-like. Bases 689 to 1942 code for a protein of 417 amino acids. Gene Ontology annotation, biological process: negative regulation of transcription by RNA polymerase II; regulation of immune system process; regulation of cytokine production. NCBI's taxonomy places the organism in Eukaryota, Metazoa, Mollusca, Gastropoda, Planorbidae. The record is from RefSeq and is a predicted model, not a curated record. The transcript is spliced from 3 exons. Gene Ontology annotation, molecular function: RNA polymerase II cis-regulatory region sequence-specific DNA binding; DNA-binding transcription factor activity.